Penaeus indicus is the source of this 1482-nucleotide messenger RNA. RefSeq lists its product as uncharacterized. The transcript has 3 exons. Lineage: Eukaryota; Metazoa; Arthropoda; Malacostraca; Decapoda; Penaeidae. The record is from RefSeq and is a predicted model, not a curated record. Bases 1 to 1482 code for a protein of 493 amino acids.
AUGCGCAAGUUAUCCCUGCGCUGCUCACCAACCCCACAUUCGGUGCCGGGCGUGCCACCGCCCGCGCCAACCCCACCGCCGUCAGCAGGCCUGUCACCCACGCCCACGCCACCGACCACGCCCGCACGGCGGCUGGUCUCCUCGCGCUCUCUGGGCUCCACCUCGUCGCCCCCGCUGACGCCUCCGGUCGUCUCACAGUACAACAUCCCGCCGUGCCUGCCCUCGCACCAGCACCACGCCCAGCUGCCGCCCACCCCAGGCCCUCCCUCGCACCGCUCACUACCCGCCCUUCACGCCCACCACGUGCAGAAUGAUGCUCAGGCCCAUCACUCAUCCCACCCGACAUUGCACGCCCACCACCACUCCCUGCCCAUCCAGGACGCCCACCCGCACCACUCCUCGCACCCCGCCCUUCACGCGCAGUCCCCUCACUCCUCCCCGCCGGCCAACCGCCCGCCGGGUCAUUUCUCUCACGCCGCGGCCCUCAGCGGGCACCAGCACCCGCGGCAGCUGCCCGGUCUGCCCCGCCAUCACACCAUCGGCGGCGUGGGCAGCGGCCGCAUUCUGCCCCCCGCGCCGCACCAUGACCCCUCCGCCGCCGCUUCCGCCGCUGGCACGGCCGCCGUCGUCGUCGUCACCACCAGCAGCGUGCCCCCCGCGCCCGCCCAGCCCAUCACCACCACGAUGGCCAGCCUCGCCGCGCGCCCCGCUCACGCUCUCCACUCCGCCAGCUACAAGUACAGCCUGGACGUGCCUCGUGCCAACCUGCGAGACAUGCGGAGCAACACAUACCCUCCGCCAGGCGCCGACGGCUCCUCGCCCUCGCAGUCGUCCUCCACCACGAGCGGGACUACGAGCGGCGGCGGCUCCGGCGGCUCGCAGAACUCGCCCUCGGACCUGUUCCCGCCCUCGUCCCCGCGCCUGUCGCCGGGAGGGCCCAUGGUGGCGCUGGCCGGGCGUGUGUCUCCUCAGCUGCCGCCCACGUCCCCCUGCGGACGGGUGCCCCCGCACUCGCCGGGGCCACGAUCCUCGCUCUCCUCCUCCGUGUCCUCCUCGUGUGCCACGUCGCCCGUGCCCCGCCUGUCCCCAGUGCCACGCUCACCUGUCCACGCCCCCGUCACUCUCUCGCACUCCGCCCACUCGUCCCCGAGUCCAGCUCAUGCUUCGCCCAGUCACGCCCAUGCUUCACCGGUGGCACGUGGCUCGCCCGUGCCACCGCCCAUCAUCAGCUCCCCGACGCCCACGAUUCGAGGCUCACCCGCGCGGAGGAAAGGCUCCAUGCCUGAGUUGCGCUCGCCCUUGUUCAGGAAGACGACUCGGCCGCCCCUGCAGCGCUCGCACGCCACCGCUGGUAUAGAGACGCCCGGCACCAGGAAAAGAGAGGUUGAGAAUGAGGAUCGCAUGGCUGCGGAACAUGCACUCCUUGAAUGUAUCUUCGGAGGCUUUCUUGAUUGGGUCUCGUCUUGGCGGAGAGCCCAGUGA